UAAAUAGGUACGCUUAAUCCCAGCUACAGCAUAUUGUUACGAAUUUAACUAUGGCUUAAUGGCAGGAAAAAUGAAAGAAAAUUCAAAAUAUAGCGACGAUUCUCUUUCAUCCUUAAACGAAUCAACUGGGUCAUUAAACAGAUCGUACAAUGAUAUUUCUGAACACGAAAAUGGUAUAUACGUCAUAGUAAGAUCUCGGCCAUUAAGCACCAAAGAAAAUAGAGCAAGUGAACCAUCAAUUGUAUCGUUUCCGGGAAAUGGACGUAUUUUGGUGGAAGGAUUUCAAACAAUCGGUGGAUCUAAUGGCCCUAAAUCUAAACUUUUCUCUUUCAAUGUCGUAUUUGAACCGGCAGCCACGCAAGAGGACAUAUUUCAAUAUUCAGGCAUCAAGAAACUCAUCGAGAUGGCGGCCGAAGGUUUUAACACCACUUGCUUUUGUUACGGACAAACCGGAAGUGGUAAAACUCACACACUUACGGGGCCACCAGGAAUGUUUUUCAACAAGCGCAUUGAACCUUUUUCAGCAGAUCAUGGUCUAGUAUUUCGUUCGUUUAUGUACCUAUUUCGAUUGGUACAACAACGACAAGAUCUUCAUUUCGUACUCAAAGCCUCAUUUCUAGAAAUUUACAAUGAAAAGGUGAUAGAUUUAUUAAAUCCAGGAACUGUCAGAAAACCAUUAGACGUGAGAUGGUCCAGGAAAGCCCGUAACUUUUAUGUCGAUAAUUUGUUUAUGGUGGACUGUGAAGAAUUAGAUGACCUACAAGCUGUGUUAGAAGAAGGUAUGAAAAACAGAACAGUAGGAAGCCAUAAUAUGAACGAUUGCUCCAGUAGGAGUCAUACGAUGUUGACAGUGUAUAUUACAUCUGAACAACAAAUAUCUGAAGACGGAGUUUUUAUCACGAAACAAGGCAAAAUUAAUUUUGUUGAUUUGGCUGGCAGUGAAAUGACUAAAAAAACUAUGAGUGAAGGGAAAACUUUAGAAGAAGCAAAUAAUAUCAACAAAAGCUUAAUGGUUCUAGGCUACUGCAUAGCAUCGCUGAGUGAUCCUAAGAAGCGGAAAGGACACAUACCGUACCGAGACAGUAAACUUACCAAACUUCUGUCUGAUAGUUUAGCCGGUACAGGUGUCACGUUAAUGAUAGCAUGCGUAUCACCAGCAAGAUCAAAUGCUAGUGAGACGAUAAGCACGUUAAGGUAUGCGGCUCGUGCAAAAAAAAUCAAAACUAAACCCGUGAUAGUUAUGGACCCCAGAGAAGCAUUAAUCGUCAGUUUGCGGCGCGAGGUGGAGGCGCUGCAGAACGAAAACGAUCAUUUGCGGAAGGCUUUGGAUAUUAACAAGACGUCAUCGGCUAGCAUUUCGAAUGUAAAAAUGCCGCCCAAUAUGGACAUGGACCGGUUAAUACAAAUGGACCCCAAGGAGCUUGUGGAUCUGGUCAAACAUUACGCGAAUGAAAACGAGGCGCUACGCAGAGAAAACGCCGAACUAUUCAACUCCAGGGACCUAUUACAGAGAGACCACGAAAUUGUUUGUAGGGAGAACGAACGGCUGCUGAAGAAACUCGAAGACGUCAACUCGGCAUGUAUAAGGUCUCCAAUAAUUCCGGCGCGUGGCCAAUAUAUUGACAAAACAGAAACGGCCUCGACAAACAGCUCUUCGAACACUCAAAUUAUCCAAAUGGAAAAUAAUAAAUUGGGAAGAGAAAAAAGGGAUUUACCUAUGACCUAUCAAAGAGAAAUAGACAAAAAAGGGAUCGGAAAUACUAUAAAUAAUUUCGUGGGCUCUUUCAAUAACCGAAGAAAAACAUCAUCAGAUAGUUGUAAAGCACCAUCAAAACCGACUUCAACUAAAAGAUCACCACCAAUGGUUGACCGCAUACAGUCUUCGUCGUUGGUUGGCGGACCUUACAACAAAUUCGAUGAUGGGCUCAACUCGGCGGCCUCGACGCUCGCGUCCAUCGUCAGCCGGCAAGCGUUCGACAUACCGCGGAUGGACAGAGGCAGCGUAGGUGACGACAUCGGCAGUGCGGGUGACCGACGAAGCGCCGGUGGCCGAUUUUCUCUGCCGGACAUCGUAGGACCCGGUGACGGCAUCGACAGUGGCAAGCGAGAGCGGCUGGACAGCGUUGGAAUUGGCAUGCGAGCGCGACGGGACAGCGUCGGAAGUGGCGUGCGCACGCGGCGGGACGACACACAAGCAAGAGGCCGUGACCCGUUCGGAAGUCCGGUGACGCCGCAGACGUACAACGGACUCAGGUACCAUGCUGGUAAUACUCGGGUUGCCGCUGUCGCCGCCGCCGUCAAAACAGCCGCUGCGUCCGGUUGAAAGAAAGGCACCGCAGGAAAUCGCGUGGACUUCACGGAUGUCCCAUCAUUUCAGCGUAAACUAUUGAUCGUAAUAAAAAUGUACCGAAAAAAUAUUUAUAACAACUAAUACUCAUAUAGUAGCUAUCUAUUUUGAUAAUGAUAGGAACAUAAUGUAAAAUUAAUAAAAAAAGGUGGUAAAGGGCCCCCUCCCCCCAAGAUUGUCAAAAAAUAAUUUUAAAUAUUCUUAUACAUUUUGAAACAAUACACUUUCUUUUUUUGUGUACGCAAACAGAGGAAUAUCUAAAGUAGUAAAGUAUCAUGCUAUAUCAUGCUAUGUAAAUGUGUACACAAGUCAAAUGCACGUCAAACUAAUUGCUGAUAUAUGUUAAAUUAUUACUUUAUUAGAGACCACCACCCUCCUCCCCGUUCAAAAUCCUCCACUGUAAAUGAUGCAAAGUAUAUAAAAUGUAGAUAAGGUAUUUAUCAACUGUAAAUGUUGGUUCAAGUAUCGCAGUGUUAUAAUUGCAUAGAUCAGUAACGAGUUAUAAAUUAAAAUGAUGUUAAUACAUUAACUGGAUUUAAUUUGUUACUUAUUUUUGGAAAUAAUUUUUUAACCAAACAAGUUACUUUUUUACUGUAGGUAGGUACAUGACGUGAUGUUAACUUCAAGUCUAGGACUGUUUUAAUCUGAAAAUGUACAAUAAUUUUAUUCAUUAGGUGCCAGUUUGCAUUUAUCAUAAACUCGUGUAUCAUAAUAUAUUUAGAUAGUAUUAUAAAAUAAAUGAUAGUUCAAGAAGAUACAUUUCUUAUUGGAUAUAAUAAUAUAAAGAAUCCCAUGUGCUAAAAUAAGAAAGACCAAAUCACAAAAGUACAACUUUAUAUGGUUCAAAAAUGACUAGUUGGUUCAACUUUAGAUUCCUCCUAUUGGAUGAGUGAAGGGAAAUUUGCCAGAGAAUCAAACACCCUACUCAUUCAUUCCUCUUAAACACUCACACUAUUAGGCUUCGAGCUUGGAAAAUAUUUAAAUUAUUUUUAUUCGGUAGGUCUUUUAGCAUCUAAUUAGGUACCUAAUGAUAUACUAUUUUUGUUAUACAAAUUAUAAAUCGUAAAAUUUUAUUUUUUAACAAAAUCAGUUUUUAUCCAUUAAUUUUUAACUUCCAGAAGUUGAAAAAAAAUAUUUGGAAUAUUACUUGUACCAUAAAUUACUUUUUUCCAUAUACGAGUUAUAACAAAUCGUGAACUUGUCCAACCUUAAAAUCGUAUGCAUACCUACCAUUAUACAUUGGUUCUUAUAUCAAUGUUAAGUAGGUAUUAUUUUCUAUCCACGUUAAACUGAGUUCAGUUAUGAUUCAAUUCGAAAAAUUCUGCACCCAUAUGAUCACUUUUUAGAAUUGGAGGUGCUCCAACAUUUGUGAAAAUAUAUUAUAAUAGGUGUGUAAGCCAUAAGGCUACGUAAUUACGUAGGUAAUAGAAGGACAAAGGAGUACCUAAAUCCUUGGCUCGAUAUUUGUUAAUCGACACAAGCGCAUUUAUAGAAUUUUUUACUUCGUUUGUCAAAUGUAUUUUGUUACAUUCCAUACUAGCAGUAACAUUGGUAGAACCCAUAUUGUAUUAACAUGCAUAUUAUAAUCAAAAAUUAAUGUUCAAAACGAAAAAUAAACCAGGGAAAAAAAAUUUUCAUUUAAUAAUUUGUCGAUAUAUUAAUUGAUUAUCUUCAUAAAAUAUUCGAUCGAUUGAUUAUCUUCAUAAAAUAUUCGAUCGAUUGAUUAUCUUCAUAAAAUAUUCGAUCGAUUUAUUAUAUUUCCUAAAAAUCACCGACUACAUAUUAUAUUAAUAUAAAAAUUAUUGAACUCGUAUAGGAAUAUAAUUAGAUAUUCUAGAACUUGAAUUUUCUACUUUACUCUAAUACCAUACUAUAGUGGAUUAUAAAUAACAUGUAAUAAUAUUAUGAUAGUUCCCUAUCACGUCGCGUGUUUUAUUAUUCAAUAAAUAAUAAUAAUAUAUACUAUCCUGACUAGUGACUCCUAACACCUAUUAUUUUUUAAUAUGUGACAUUUUAUUCGAAAUUUUUUCAAUCGUAAUCAAAAGUAAUAUCGUUAUUUUUAACUAUAAGUUAUUUUGUCCAGACGCUCACUUUAAGCUGUGUACCUCCCCUGGGCCCUGACCAAACUUUACUUAAAUAUUUAAUAUUAAGUUUAUAUAUUUUUUAACACGUCAAGUUUUCUAUUGUUUACUGUUAAUUAUUAUACUACAUACUAUAAACAUUAUUCUAGAAUAACCCGAAUCUUCCUCUCUAUACAUAUACCUAUAUAAUAUUAUGUAUUAAUGUACUAUACCAACAUAGUAUAUAAUAUCUCUUCAUAAUAUUAUGUAAAAUAUUAUUUAUAAUAUAAAUCGUUCUUCUGUAAACAAAUCACUUUUGUACUGUUGUUAUUUUAUUAUUAUUAUAUUGUU
This is a messenger RNA of Metopolophium dirhodum (rose-grain aphid), 4758 nucleotides long. RefSeq names its product kinesin-like protein KIF12. NCBI's taxonomy places the organism in Eukaryota, Metazoa, Arthropoda, Insecta, Hemiptera, Aphididae. The record is from RefSeq and is a predicted model, not a curated record. Gene Ontology annotation, biological process: microtubule-based movement. Gene Ontology annotation, molecular function: ATP binding; microtubule motor activity; microtubule binding. The coding region runs from base 59 to 2323 and encodes 754 amino acids. The transcript has 16 exons.